Molecule: messenger RNA, 7938 nt
Organism: Plasmodium gallinaceum
Lineage: Eukaryota; Apicomplexa; Aconoidasida; Haemosporida; Plasmodiidae
Product: conserved Plasmodium protein, unknown function
Exons: 4
Coding region: 1-7938 (2645 amino acids)
Source: RefSeq, a predicted model, not a curated record
AUGAAUAUUAAUAAAUUUAAUUCUAAUACACCAGUAAAGGAUGAUAGAAUAGGAAAUGAAUACAAUCAAUACAGAGUAUACAAUGUGGAGAGUGGACAAAAUUACAAUAUCAGUGAACAUAUUCACAAUAACGUAAACAAUUUUUAUAAGAAUUUAGUUAAUUUAUAUGAUAUUCAUAAUUCAGAAAAUACUUCUAAUAAUACAAAAAGUUUAAUAGAUUUUAAGAAAAACGCGAAUAAGGUAAAAAAUAUUGACAAGGUAAGUAAAACUCAAAUUAAUAGUAGUAAUAAUAUAUAUAACAUAAAUAAUAUAGAAAAAGUAGAUAAUAUAUAUAACAUAAACCGCCGAAAUAAUAGUGAACAUAAUCAGAAAAGUUGCAUUUCUGAUAUAGUUGCUAAAAAUUUUAAUAAUGAUAAUUUACUAAAUGAUGGAGAUGUUUUCAAUUUUGUUAGUAAUCAAAACAUAAAUGAAUGUAUUCAAAAUGUACAUAAUAAAUGCAAAAGUAAAAAAAAAUUGGGGUAUUUUAAUUUCUCAAAUAAUAUAGAGGAAAAUAAAAAACAUAAUGAAGAAAAUUACAAUUCUAUUAAUGAAAUGAAAACUUAUAAUAGUGAAAGAGGAUAUAUUAAUUCAAAAUUAAACAGUAAAAUUGAUAAUUUAAAUGGUUCAUAUAUUAAUACUGGAGUUUCUGUUUUAAAAAUAAAGAAUACAAACAAUGAAUAUAUGAACAGUUCAUAUAAAAAUGACAUGUACGAAAUAAAAGAAAAUGGAGCUCGUAUAUCAAGGAAUAAUAGUGAAAAUGAGAAAUUAUGUUUUGGAAAAUUUUCUACUUUAAAUGAAAUUCAAAAGAUGGACUAUAAUUCUGAAAAGGAUAAUUAUAAUUUUAAAAAACAUAAAAAUAGGUAUGAUAGUGGCAAUAUUAUUGAAAAUAACAACUUUGAAUUAAAAGAAAGUGUAGAAAAAUGCAGUAAUAUUAAUUCCAAUUAUUAUUAUAAGGUACAUUAUAGUAAAUCACAAGAAUCGAGAAAUAUUAUUGAUGAAUUAAAAUAUAAAAUUAAAAAUGGUACUUAUAUUAAUAAGGGAAAUGAUGAUUAUGUAUAUUUUAAUUCUAUUAAUAAUAACUUCAAAGACGUUACAAAUAUUAAAAUUACAGACAAAAAAAAUAAAAAUUUAACUGAAAGUUGUUUAAAUAAUGUUAAUGAAAAUUAUAGGAUUAAUAUUUUUAAUGAUACUAUUGGUUGUAACAGUUUAACGUACGAUCAAAAAUUCACAGAAAAUAAAAAUGAUAAUUAUUCAUAUUAUUUUAUAAAAAGUGAAAAUAUUGAAGAGAAAGAGGAUAAUAAAUGUGAAGUGGAGAAAAAUGUUGAAAUAGAAAAUAAAGAAAAAAUAAUUAAUUGUGCAAUUAUUGAAAGUCAUGAAAAAAAAAAUAUAACAUAUAAAAAAAUGGAAGAAAAGGAGAAUAAUAGGAUUGAUAUAAAAAACUGUGAAAAUAUAGUUAAAAAAGGAGAAAUAAUGUUGAAAUUUGAUGAAAAGGAGUUAAAUGAAAACAUAAAUUCUUCAAAUAUUCUUCAUUGCCUUGUCAGAAAUAAAAAAAAAACUAUUAAAGAUAACAAAAGUUAUAUUUGCAAUUAUCAAGAUAAAAAUAUGAUUAAAUAUAACAUAAAUUUAAUUAAUGACAAUAAAGACAUAAGUAAAGUAAUUGAAAAAUUAAGUUAUGAUCAUAAAAACACGUUCUUUAAUUAUCAAGAUAAAAAUAUAUCUGACAGCUAUAUAAUCUAUAAUCGUCAUAACACAAAUAACAUUAACACUAUUAUAAAUAAUGACUGCAAAAAUAUUAAGCAAGAAGAUGAAAAAAAAAUUGAUUGUAAUGAAAGUAAAAUUUUUAAGAAUCGUAUGAAAAAUAAGUGUGAAUACGCAACAGAUGGAAGUGAAGAAAAAAAUCAAUUAACUGGAGAAAUAUAUUAUGAUAGUAAAAAUAUAAUUGUAAAAGAUAAAGAAAAUUUACUAACUCUUAAAAAUGAAAAAAAUAAAAAUAGCUGUUAUGUGAAUGGUUGCAAUUUAUUGAAUAUUUUAAAAAAAAAUAACAGCGAAAAUUUAAAUUCCUCAAAAUGCGAAAAAAAAAAUUAUCAAAAAGGUUCACUUGAUUAUUAUGAAGAUAGCUUCCAAAAUUAUUUUAGUCGAAACAAGAUGAUUUGCAAAAAUGAAGAACCAACUAUUCAUAUAAAUGAUACAUAUAAAUGCAAUUAUGAUAAAAAAAAAGAAAAUGAGGAAAAAAAAGAAUUUAAAAAUAUUAUUCAAAAAUUAAAUGAAUAUAGUAAAAAAAAUAACACAGAAAGCGAAACAUUAAAAAAAUCUAGGACAUUUAGCGAAAUGUCAUCAAAUAAUAUUUUAAAAGAUUCCUUUAUAAAUAAAAAAAUAAAGACAAAUUUUCAAAACGAAAAAAGUUUUAAUAAUUCAAAUAAAUAUAUUUUAGAGUCAGUUAAAAAUACUGUGAACAAGAUGGAUUUGAUAUUACCAAAAAUACAUGAAAUAAAAACUGAGAAUGAAAUAAUUGAAGAGAAUAAUUUAUGCACUUUUAAAGAAAAUAUUUUUAAUCAAGAUAAAUAUAAUACGACAUAUUUAAACAGGAGUAACAAUAAUAUAUUAACUGGCAAUAUUGCAAAAAAAAAUUUUGAGGUAAAAAAUGAUAAUUUUUUAUGUGAAAAGUUUAAUUUAAAAUAUAAGGGAGUUUCUAAUUUUAUAAAAGGACAACAAAAUGAAUUACACAAAUUUUUAGAGAUCUUUGAUAAAAAUCAAAUUAUGAACAAAAAUAGAGAAAAUGAAGUUGAUGAAUUUUUAGAAAUUUAUGAUAAAAUUAAAAAAGAUGAUAGAGACGAAUUUUUAGAGAUUUAUGAUAAAAAUAAGGGUGUAAAUAAAAAUAUGGAAAAUAAAGAUGAAUUUUUAGAAAUUUAUAAUGAAACUAAAAGUAUAAAUAAAAAUAAGGAAAAUGAAUUAGACGAAUUUUUAGAGAUAUAUGAUAAAAAUAAAAAUAUAAAUAAAGAUCAGCAAAAUGAAUUACACAAAUUUUUAGAGAUAUAUGAUAAAAAUAAAAAUAUAAAUAAAGAUGAGCAAAAUGAAUUGGACGAAUUUUUAGAAAUAUAUGAUAAAAAUAAAAAUAAGGAAAAUGAAUUAGACGAAUUUUUAGAAAUAUAUGAUAAAAAUAAAAAUAUAAAUAAAAAUCAGGAAAAUGAAUUACACAAAUUUUUAGAGAUAUAUGAUAAAAAUAAAAAUAUAAAUAAAGAUGAGCAAAAUGAAUUGGACGAAUUUUUAGAAAUAUAUGAUAAAAAUAAAAAUAUAAAUAAAAAUAUGGAAAAUGAAUUAGACGAAUUUUUAGAGAUAUAUAAUAAAACUAUAAAUAUGAAUAAAAAUAAAGAAAAUGACAUUUUGAAAAUUUAUAGUACAAAUAAGAACAAUUUUACAAAUAAUUCUCUAUUUAUGUAUACUUCAAGGAAAGAAGAUAAAAUAGAUGAUGAAAUAUCAAAUGAAAUGAAAAAUGUUUUAUCUAAUAAUAAAAGUAACUUAUCUGCAAAAAAUUUAAACGGAGGUAACUCACAAAAUAAUUCAGAAUUUAUCUAUUCUUCAAGAGGAGAGGUUAGAAUUUAUGAAGAAAAUUUAGAAGAAAUGAAAAAUAAGUUUUUUUAUGAUAAAUGCAAUUCAUAUACAAAUAGUGCGAAUUCGUAUAAAGAAAAUAAAAUAGACAAAUAUUUAGAAACAUAUAGGAAAAUUGAAAAUAUGGAUAAAAAUAAAGAAAAUGAAACAGAUGAAUUUUUAGAAAUUUAUGAUCAAAUUAAUAAUGAAAAGAAAAAUAAGAUAAUAAAUAAUUCAUUGUUUAUAAAUGAUUUAAGAAAAGAAGUUGAAAUAAAUAAAGAAAAUUUAAAUGAAAUGAAAGAUAAAUUAUUUGAUGAUAAUGAUUCAUGUAGUCAAAGUAUUAAAAAGAAUAAUGAUAUGUAUAAUUCUUUUACAUAUGCAUCAGGAAAAGAAGUUAAAAUAAAUAAAGAAAUUUUAAAAGAAAUGAAAAAUAAAUUAUUUGAUGAUAAUGAUUCAUGUAGUCAAAGUAUUAAAAAGAAUAAUGAAAUAUAUAGUUCUUUUACAUAUGCUUCUGGAAAAGAAGUUAAUAUAAAUAAAGAAAUUUUAAAAGAAAUGAAAAAUAAAUUAUUUGAUGAUAAUGAUUCAUAUAGUCAAAGUAUUAAAAAAAAUAAUGAUAUGUAUAAUUCUUUUACAUAUGCAUCAGGAAAAGAAGUUAAAAUAAAUAAAGAAAUUUUAAAAGAAAUGAAAAAUAAAUUAUUUGAUGAUAAUGAUUCAUGUAGUCAAAGUAUUAAAAAGAAUAAUGAAAUGUAUAGUUCUUUUACAUAUGCUUCAGGAAAAGAAGUUAAUAUAAAUAAAGAAAAUUUAAAAGAAAUGAAAUGUAAAUUAUUUGAUAAUGGGGUCAAUUCAUAUACAAAAAAUAUGAAAAAUUAUAAUAUAAAAAACAUACCAAAAGUUUCAUAUGUUUCAAAAAAGAAAGAAAAAAUAGAUGAAACAUUUAUAAAGGAGCAAGAAAAGGUAGUAUGUUGUGACAAAAAUUUAGAUAUAAAAAAUGAUACAAGUUAUUCGGAAAAAAAUUCUUUAAGUAAAAGUAUGGUAGAAAUAUAUGAUAAACAAAAUUUAAAAGAACAAGAAUCAUAUGAAUCAGAAGGAUAUGAUGAGAUUAUGAAAAAAGAGGUAAAUUUAUUUAAAAAUGAAAAUUCCUCUAUAUUAUUAGAUAAUAAUUUUUCACCACAUAACAAAAACAACAUUAAAUUAAGUAAUGGUUUGAGAACUAAAAAAGAUUUUAUAAACCCAAGGCAAAGAAAAACAAUUGAUGGUUUGGAGGGGGAAAAAAAAAGUUAUAAUAAUAAAAAUAAAGAAUUAAAUCUAAAUAUUGAUUUAAGAAAUCAUUUAAAAUUAAUAAAAAAUAUGUAUAUUAAUUUGUCAAAAAUCAAAAAGUUAAAUAAUGGGGGUUUAACAAAUACUUUAAUGUUUACAAAUGAAAAUAAAAAUCCAUCUAAAUUUAAUUGGUUUAACAAUGAUUAUUUGUAUUUUUUUAAAAGUAGAAAAAAAAGUGAAUAUUAUAUAUCAGAUAUUAAUGAGCUUUAUGAGCUAUUUAUAUUAAUAACAAAAGAAUUAAAAAUCUUCUGUACAUACGAUUAUUCUUGGUUUUCAAAAAAAUAUAAGUUAAUAACUAUGGCAUUAAUUCGUAAAUAUAAAAAGGAGCUAAGAAAAAAAUAUAAAUAUAUAAAAAGAGAAACAUUCAAAAACAUUAAACAAGAUUUUUAUAAUAACAUAAGUUAUGAAGAGUACUAUAAGAAUUUUAUUCAUGUAUACUUAAAGGAAAAUACAUAUUUAAAGAAAAUACCAAAUAUAGGUGAUACAGUUUUGAAAAACACCCAAGAGGAAAUUAUAUGUGUUAAUGAUGAAUUAGGAAAAAGCGAAAAUAACAUUUAUGAUACAGAAAAAAUUAAAUUUAAAGAUGAAUGCGUAAGCUUAUAUAAUAACAAAAGAAAAUUUUCAAAUGAACCUCAAAAAUAUGAUGAAAUAAUGUAUGAUAAUAGCAUAAAUGAUGUAUGUAAAUCUUCUGGUAUAUAUGAAUUUGAUAAAUACAAAGAAAAUAAGUUAGAAUAUAAAAAAAUGAAAAACUUUAAUCAUACAAUGAUGAUAAUUAAAAGUAUUGAUGAGAUUGAGCCUCCUUCACCAAUUGAAUUUAUAUUUAAAUUAUUAAAAAGAUAUAUUGAAGAAAAAAAAAAUAAAAAGUGUAUAUUACAGUUAAUGCAAGAUAAUAUAAUAACUUAUAAAAUACCGGUAAAUUUAAGAGUUGAAAAAAUUAUUAAAAAACAGGAUGAGUUUGUUAUUAUUUUAAGUGAUAAUUUUGAUUAUAUAUAUUGUAUGAUAAAAGACUCAUAUUUAAAAAAUUUAUUAAAUUCCAAUAAAAUUAAAGAAGGUAAUAUUUUAAAAAUCAAUUCAUUUGAUUUAUACGAUAAAGUGAAACAAGAGGAUAAAAAUAUAUACUUUAAAAAUUCUCAUUUUAUGUUGUCUAGUAACAAUCUAAUUGAUAUUGACAGAAAGAAUCAAUUGAAAAUUGGCAUAUCAAAAUAUAAAGCUAAAAAAAUUAGACAUAUUCAUGAUUUUGGUAGCAAUUGUUUUUUUAUAGAUGUAAUAAUUAUUAGUAAAAGUGAUUUUUCUUAUGGUUUUUAUGAUCCAUCUCGAAAAAAAUUUUUUCUCUUAAAUAGUAAUGUUUAUGAGAAAAUAGUGUAUAAUUUAAAAAAUGAAAUUACGAAAAUAUUACAUGAUGAAAAUUUUAUAGAAAGUAGCAAAUAUGUAAAAUUAAAAAAUGAUUUAAAUAUGUUUCUUGAGGCAACUCCAUUUUGCACAAUACAAGCUGUAGAUUUUGCUUCUUCAGAAAAAAUAAAAGAAACAAAAUUUUUUGAUGAUAAAGUACAGCAUAUAAUGAAUUCUUUAUGCCAAAUUAAAAUAUUCAAAAUUGAUAAUGAGACAUAUGAGAAUUUGAAAAAAGGAUAUAGAAUUCAAUUAUUUAAUGUUUUUGUACAAAAAUCAAAUAAAAAUAAUAAAUUUAGUCAAUGUUUCGAUGAAAAUCUUUUAGAUGAUUUUAUUUAUAAUACAUUUCAAAAGAGAAUAAAUAAUGACUAUAUGAAAAGACCGCUAAAUUAUAAUAUGUUUCAAUCAUAUUUUUUAAAAGAAAAAAAUAUUAAAACAAAUAAUAAUGAAUAUUUUAAUGAAUAUGAUAAUUAUAUAAAAUGCUUUAAUAGUUCUUUUUUAACAAGGAAAUAUUACACACCUAUUGUGUUUCAAGCCACUCACUCAACGUAUAUAAAUUUAAAUACAAAUUAUAAAAGUAAAUUAUUUGAAGAACUUCAAAGUGUAUUAAAUAUAGAAAAUAAUAUAGAAAUAAAGGAGAAUAGUAGUAUAUGUGAAGUUAAAGAAAUAAAGAGUAUUUAUCCAUCUUUUAUUUAUACAAAUAUUUAUAAAAUACCAGUUUUAUCAAACAUACAUUUUAAUAUCUUCAAAAAUAGCUUAAAAUUAAAUGGGAAUACAAACAAUUUGUAUUUUGAUUUAAUUCAAGGAAAUAUUUAUAAUAUUUCUGGUUUAAUUAUUCAUUAUACGGAUAUUGAAAUAAAAGAAGUAAUAGAUCAUAAAUCCAAUGAAGAUAACAAAAAAAUUUUAUAUUAUAAAAUUUUUUUAUUAACAUCAAACGGGAAUUUAUGUUGUAUAAAUAUUUCUAUGAUAUUUCCAGAUUUUCUAGCUUCAAUUUAUAAGAAGGAUUAUGAAUAUAAAGAAAGAGAAAUUCUUAAAAAAAUGAUUCACAUAGAAUAUGAAGAGAUAAAAGAAAAAAAAGACAGUACAUUUAAAGAACUUAAAGUAAUUGAUAAUAAUCAGUUGAAUACUAAUAAGAGUGAUUAUAAUAACAAUAAUCAAUUAUUUAAUUAUUUAUAUAAAUGUGAGAAAAAAAAUUAUGAAAGAUAUAAUAAUAAAAAUUGUGUUUCUUCAAAAGAUUUAGAUAUUUUCAUAUUUUUCAAAAAUUUGGAAUUUAUUAAUUAUGAUGAAAAGUAUGAUAUAUUUAACUUUAGAUCUUAUUAUCAUCCAUAUUUUGAUUUUUUAAAGCUCUAUUCAUAUGAAUUUGAAAAAAUAAAAACGAAUAUAAUAGAAUUAAUAAACGAAAAUUAUAUUACAUAUGAAAAAAAUAAAUUUGUAAUAAAAUUACAGGAAAAUUAUAAAAUAAAAAUUCAGAAAAAUAAAUUAUCCUCUUUACAUUUUUUAUAUAUACUAAUUUAUUCAAAAUGCAAAUCGAUGGAAUUAACUGGAGUUUGCUUAAAAAAUAAUUAUUUAUCUAAUUUUUUAAAGGACAUUUGGAGUAUAUUUGUUAAAUAA